AUGGAUAGCCGCAGCGCUUCGAGCGAUCCUAUGGCCGCUAUAGCUCAGUCGACACUGACCUCGGGCUUAGUGGCUUUCUUCAUCGAGUCACUCCUCUUCGGGGUAUUCGGUGUCACAUACGGAAUUUGCGUGUGGAUCCUGUUACUCCGGGACAAGGUACUCGGCGGAUCAGCCCGGAACAUCGUCCUGUUCGUGGCGAGCACGCUUAUGUUCAUGCUCGCUCUUGUACAUGCAGCCCUAGAUGUGCACGUUGUUCUUAACAGUUUCGUGACGAGAGGUGGUGACGUUGAGCGGAUGUCUCUAGUCUUCGAUGGUUGGAAUGCCUUGAGCAGCACCCUCGGUGCAGCGAAAUUUGGGAUCUAUGUGACUCAGGUACUCGUCGGAGAUGGUUUUAUGGCGUAUAGAGCAUACAUGGUUUGGGAUCGCUCUACACGUGUCAUUGUGCUCCCUGUCAUUUUGCUAGUCGGGGAGAUCUUCAUAGGAUACUACAUCUCUCUCUCUGGUCCGGUCAUGAUGAGUAGCCUGCAAGCGGACACUGUGUCAUGCGUGGAUGCUCUUGUGCAGGCUUUUUUCAUCAUCUCCGCAGUCACCAAUCUCCUGUCCACAGCACUCAUUAUGGGACGCAUUCUCUCGUCGUCUGUCGGAACGCGGGAUGCCAACACUCGAGACUCAUCUCGCGGCGUCAAGUGGAGAGUCUUUGAAUCCAUCCUCCAAUCUGCUGCCAUCUACUCCGUCGCAUCCAUCUCACUGGCGGCCACCUCGUUCACGAGCCCGGCCAUUGCAUUCCCAGCGCUGCACAGCGUUUUUCCAUCCGUGAUUGGCAUCGUGUUCUUGCUGAUUGUCAUGCGGAUAUCCAUCAAUGCGGCAUCGUCGAACGCGCCCUCGGACCAACCUCGGCGCUCCAUGUACCAACUGAACGGAAGCUCCUGUCAGAUCCCAGGGUUCUCGACGCCGGCAGUUCCCACCCUCGACGUCGAGCGGCGGAACCACCAUAACUCCUCACCUCUGUCGAGUCCCAUCGCCAUACAUGUGUCCGUGUCGACGAUGUCAGACAGUGAGAGUAUCGCGUUAUCCGCAGAUGAUAUGUUGCAUGCCACCGAGAAGAUGGUGGACGAAGAGACCUUGCGAGCUGAUGAUGCGCAGCAGUCGCCGAGGUCGCCGCAGCUUUCCCUAUCGUCGUACCAUCUAAACGAGGAAAUGCCCAACAAUAAGGACCCUGAGUUUGGGCUGCCGCUAGGGCUUUCGAAGCUCGCAAGCCAGCUGUUCAUGCCACCUCUCCCUCGCGUCCCCCGUCAAACUCUGCGCACGCCCGCUCUAGUCUCUUAA
Molecule: messenger RNA, 1326 nt
Organism: Dichomitus squalens LYAD-421 SS1
Lineage: Eukaryota; Fungi; Basidiomycota; Agaricomycetes; Polyporales; Polyporaceae
Exons: 9
Coding region: 1-1326 (441 amino acids)
Source: RefSeq, a predicted model, not a curated record